Colletotrichum higginsianum IMI 349063 is the source of this 498-nucleotide messenger RNA. RefSeq names its product WSC domain-containing protein. The transcript has 2 exons. Bases 1 to 498 code for a protein of 165 amino acids. NCBI's taxonomy places the organism in Eukaryota, Fungi, Ascomycota, Sordariomycetes, Glomerellales, Glomerellaceae. The record is from RefSeq and is a predicted model, not a curated record.
AUGGCUCGCAGCGGCCUCCCCGGCCUCGCCGCCCUCCUCCUCUUCACCCUCCUCGCGCCUCUCGCCGCCGCCCAGCUCCAGAUCUACACGGGCUCUGACAAGUACCAGUAUCAGGGAUGCUUCAAUGAGACCAACGACAUCGCCAACACGGCCCACGAACGCGCCCUGUCGGGCGGCGCCUCCCGCGUCCUCCAGGGCAACAUGACGGUGCCGUUGUGCCUCAGCUUUUGCAGCAGCGGCGCCGACAAGGAAUACACCUAUGCUGGCCUCGAGUACUCACGCGAAUGCUGGUGUGCCCAGAGGAUCUCGGGCCUCUCGGUCAAGUUCGACGAGAGCGAGUGCAACCUGCCCUGCGACGGCAACCAGGGCAUGGUCUGCGGCGGCGCGCUGAAGCUGAGCGUGUACAAGCUCAAUGCCGGCGUUCGGCUGGCGACCGCCUCGAUGUCCUGGGCCGCCUUGUCAGUGGCGGCGUUGGCGACGUAUGUGAUGUUGCUGUGA